AUGUAUCGGAAUGCACUUAUUUUUCUUCCAUUCUUGUCAGGAAAAUAUGUUUUAACCCAUCUUAUAUAUAUUUUUGAAAAUAUCAAGAUUUUAGUUCGUAUUAAUGCAACUGAUUCGAAGAGGGUUCUCGAUGACGCUACGAGAAAAAGACGUCUUUUAAAACAAAUUGAUGCCUUGGAACAGGAUAACUUUCAUGAAGAUCCACAUGCUCAUCUUCACUGGCAUAAAAAUAUACCAAAGUUCGACGAUGUGCAAGUUCAAGGUUCACUGCCAGGUCGAAGAACCAUUACUGACCAUGGAGAACCAGCGAAAAAAAAAAGAAAAUUGCGCACUGAACAUUUUAAACAACGUUUUCGAAAAAAUUUCAUGGCAUUGGUGGAGGAGGAAACUGCUUCAAAAACUGUUGAUAAAUCUGGUUUUGAAGCUUAUGACAAAACGCGUGCUCCUCCAAGUCGAUUACCUCCAAGGCAUUUCUGUACUGCAUGUGGUUUUUUUUCAAAAUACACUUGUAUUACAUGUGGCGCUCGUUAUUGUUCAAUUUCUUGCAGGGACCUUCAUAAUGAUACUCGCCCACAUUCAGUCUUAUUUUAUUAUAGUUGUCUAAAGUGGACGGCUUGA
Dracunculus medinensis (Guinea worm) is the source of this 618-nucleotide messenger RNA. The record is from the annotation of a GenBank genome assembly. Lineage: Eukaryota; Metazoa; Nematoda; Chromadorea; Rhabditida; Dracunculidae.